AUGACACAGCCAGCCUUGUCCGACCUUCUCAAAGCCUCGCCGUUGCACUUGGGUCCCUACGAAGACCUCUACAAGUACUUUCAUGCGCACCCAGAGCUGUCUCGACAAGAGAAAUCGACAUCGGAAAAGCUUGCAGCGCACCUGGCCGGGCUGGGAGUCUCUGAAAUCCAUUCGGAAAUCGGAGGUUACGGCCUCGCUGGCGUAAUUCGAAAUGGCGAAGGCAACACUGUUCUUCUACGAGCAGACAUGGACGCACUGCCAGUGAAAGAGCUGACCGGGCUUCCUUACGCCAGUUCCAUUACUAUGAGCGACGCAGAAGGCAAUGAGAAGCCUGUCAUGCAUGCGUGUGGUCAUGAUAUGCACAUCACAUGUCUUCUGGCAGCCGCAGAGACUCUAAUCAAAGUGCAAGAUGCAUGGUGUGGGACUUUGAUCAUCCUCUUCCAGCCGGAUGAAGAGCGUGGGGGAGGUGCACAGGCAAUGGUGGACGAUGGACUUUACUCUAAGAUCCCAGUUCCGGAUUUUGUCCUCGGCCAGCAUGUCGUGAGAAUGAAGGCCGGCAGCAUUGGCUCGCGUCCUGGAGCUAUCAUGGCUGCAUGUGAUAGUAUGAAGAUCACGGUCUUUGGCCGUGGUGGUCAUGGCUCCCAACCCCAUCAGACGGUCGAUCCAGUGCUUCUAGCUGCCCAUAUUGUCGUUCGGUUGCAGAGUGUUGUGAGCAGAGAGAUUAACCCCAACGACCUUGCUGUCUUAACCGUGGGGAGCCUCCAUGCCGGACAGGCCGAAAACAUCAUCUCUGACAGGGCCGAGAUCGGCGUGGACUUCCGAUCUGUGAAGUUAGAGGUUCGGGAACAGAUUAUUGCUGGAAUCAAGCGCAUCGUGGAAGCCGAAUGCGCGGCGAGUGGUUCGCCCAAGCCACCUGUUUUCACACCAACCAGACGUUUCCCGCCUACUGUGAAUGAUAAUGAUGCUGCCUCUCUAGUUGCCGCGACAUUCGCGACUCACUUUGAGGACUUUGAUGGUGAUACACCACGAACGAAUAUCGCCGAGGAUUUUUCUACUCUGGCGACCUGUCGAGGCAUUCCGAGCUGCUUCUGGCUUCUUGGAGGUAUCGACCACGGAAUUUGGGACAAGGCACAAGCGGAAUCUCGCACGGAGGAGGUCCCAGGAAACCACUCGGCGCUUUUCGCGCCUGUCAUUCAACCGACUAUGAGGGUUGGAGUGGAUGCGCUGUGUCUUGCAGCCUUGACUUUCUUGAAGAAAUAA
This is a messenger RNA of Penicillium argentinense, 1260 nucleotides long. RefSeq names its product M20 family metallopeptidase. The record is from RefSeq and is a predicted model, not a curated record. Lineage: Eukaryota; Fungi; Ascomycota; Eurotiomycetes; Eurotiales; Aspergillaceae. The transcript has a single exon. Gene Ontology annotation, molecular function: hydrolase activity. The coding region runs from base 1 to 1260 and encodes 419 amino acids.